AUGGGUCCAAUCGCGAGGAACGCGGGCACCCCUCACCCCUACGGCGCCGAGGAAGCGGAUCGGCAGCCUGACUGCACCUUCAGUUCCGCCAAGGAUGACGCCAGCGUUCCUCUCCACCCCGGCGCGAAGCGCCUCUUCGAUCACGCACCGGUGCUACGCCGCAUUCCCAUCUUCGGGGAGACCUGUGAGGCAUACGGCCCCGCGUGUACCAUCAGCCUCGCCCUCUCCUACUUGCUCUGCAAGGGCAUCACUUAUAAUAUUUUUACUUUCUCUUUCUACCCUAUGCUUCAAACACGUUUUGGGAUAGAUGCAACCCGUUACCAGCGUCUCUUAGCCGUUAUGAAGCUUGCUUGGGCCAUGAAGGCCUUUACUGCCAUGCUAUCCGAUACAUUCGCUUUCCUCGGUUAUACAAAGCGCUGGUACAUGUUUGCCUCGUGUGUGGUGGGCAGUGUCUUCGCGCUGCUCUACGGUCUGUUGCCAGCCAAGCCGUCAUCCGCUGAUUUUGCUACUGCUUUUGCUUCUCUAAGUAACUUUGGUAUUGCCACUGUGGACAUUCUUUCCGAAGGCUAUUACAGCCGUUUUAUGCGUAGGAUCCCCGAGUCUGGGGCAGCGCUGGUGAGCUGGGUUUGGUGGAUCGUGACCAUUGGGGGUUUUCUGGCUUCUAUUUUCCAGGGCCCGUUAUCCGAUCUUAAGAUGCCGCAAGUCGGUGUGUUCAUCGCCGCUGGGUUGCAGCUACUUGCAUCUUUGAUUUACCUCUUCAACCUGUACGGCGAGAAGACGAACCGUGAGGAGCGCAUUGAGGAUGCACGUAUUAUGCACAAGGAGUUGCUCCUGGAGCUCGAGAAGGGGAAAGCUCUAUGCCGUAAGAAGGGGAAGGAAGGCAGUCUUGAUGUAGAUCAGGGAAAGGCUCUACAGCUGGAGGUGAGCCCAGAGCUUCUGCUGCCGCAGCCGAUCAUCGGUUGCUGUGGACUUGUAGAGAUCAACAAGGAGGUCGUCAUGCGGAACAAGAGGAUUGUUACACACAGCGUUAUCAUGACAGCCGCGGCCGUAAUCAUGGCUCUCGGCAACCUCUUCGCAGGUAAGCUAGGGUUGCUUGUUAUCUGCGUAGUGGUGUCACUAGUGUGCUCUGUGAUAUCCUUUUGGUCACUGCCGCUCAUUAUUGCUAAGGCCAGCGUCAUGAUUUAUCUUAAUUUUGUGCUCUACAUACAGCUACCUGGUCUGCUGGACAGUUUUUACCUCGCUAAAGAAAAUUGCCUGCAUGACGGGCCGCACUUCUCAAAUACUUUCUACAAUACUAUUGCCGUUGGCAUCAUCGGUAACCUGGCUGGUUUAGUCGGUGUCAUGGCGUUCCAUUAUAUUUUCUCGAGGUGGAAAUACCGUCUAUGCCUAGUUGUAACAACGUUUCUAUGGAUGUUUGCCUCCGUCUUCGACAUUAUCAUGCUUAAACGUUGGAAUAUAAAAAUCGGCAUCCCCGAUCACGUCAUGUACGUUUGUGGUGACGCCAUCAUUGGAAAUGUGCGCUUCAAGCUUUCAUGGAUGCCAAUCAUGGUACUGGUGUCGCGUUUGUGUCCGCGAGGCUCCGAAAGCACGGUGUAUGCGCUCCUAGCUGCUUCCAACAACCUCGGUCAGGCCACCAGCACUUCGAUAGGUGCCAUUCUGAUGGAGUAUGUGUGGCCCAUCAGAAGUGUUCCGCCGUGCGACUUCAAAAAUGGCCCGUGGCUUGUCAUUGUCGGUCACAUCCUCUUACCGCUCCUGAUCAUCCCGCUGACCAUGUUACUGCCAAACGUCCGUAUGUGCGACAAUAUCGACAUCGAUGGCAACGUGAUAUCGAAAACGACAGACGAAGAGCCCCACGUGAAGUCUGCCAAGGGUAGCAACGAGGUCCGCUAA
Phytomonas sp. Hart1 is the source of this 1890-nucleotide messenger RNA. The record is from the annotation of a GenBank genome assembly. Lineage: Eukaryota; Euglenozoa; Kinetoplastea; Trypanosomatida; Trypanosomatidae.